Erigeron canadensis is the source of this 2916-nucleotide messenger RNA. RefSeq names its product flowering time control protein FPA. Bases 166 to 2778 code for a protein of 870 amino acids. Gene Ontology annotation, molecular function: RNA binding. The record is from RefSeq and is a predicted model, not a curated record. The transcript is spliced from 4 exons. Lineage: Eukaryota; Viridiplantae; Streptophyta; Magnoliopsida; Asterales; Asteraceae.
CACACCCCACACACACAUACACACAAAGAAUCACCUUAUCUUCUUGCCAUCCAUCUAUCCAUCGGCUUUUUAAAAUCCUUAAUAAUCAAAUUAAUCUUCUAAUUCUGCUCUGUUAAUUUUCGAUUACUGUAAUUUCGAUUUCACUAUCAUCAAUUCCGAUCAAUAAUGAGUUUUAGAGGAGGUAGGGGAAGGGACAGACCAAGGAGGGACUACGGAUCGAGAUCGGAAGAGAAAAGUCAACAUCACGGCGGUGGUGGUGUCGGCGGCGGCGGCGGCGGUGGUCGUGGUCGAGGCAAUGCACCGCCUUCCAGGCAUUUGUGGGUUGGGAAUUUGUCACAUAGUUUGACUGAACGUGCGUUGAGCAAUCACUUUAGAGAGUUUGGGGAGCUCGAGAGUGUGGCGUUUCAGCCUGGACGUAGCUACGCUUUUAUCAAUUUUAUUGAUGAAGGUGCGGCUUUUGCGGCAUUUGAAGCACUUCAAGGUUUUGUGCUUGCGGGGAAUGCACUUAGAAUUGAGUUUACAAAGGCGGACAAGUCGUCAAAACCAUCACACGACGAUGGCUACUUACAAAAGCGAGAUGAAACUCGUUCUGCCAUUAGAGGAUCUCCAUUCCCUCCACGGGACUCUAGGGCCCGCCACAUUCCUCCUGAACCAAUUUAUCCCGACAACAUAUCCAAAACCAACAGUAAAACUUCUGAACAACCCAGUGAAGUUUUGUGGGUCGGGUUCCCAGAGUCUUUGAGAGUAGAUGAAGACAGUUUAUGGAACGCAUUCUCCCCAUUCGGUGAAAUCGAAAACGUAUCCGCUUUUCCCGGUCGAACUUAUGCUUUUGUCAGAUACAAACAUCUUGAUUCUGCCUGCAGGGCAAAAGAUAAUUUACAGGGAAAAUUGUUUAACAAUCCCAGGGUCCAUAUCUGUUUUGCUCGGAAUGAUUCUGGGCCAUCAAACAAUUCAAGAAACUUGAUAAAUGACCCUUCCUCCCCCCGAGCCAGAACAUAUGGACGCCAGGGUUCAGUUGAGAACUUUAGACAUGAUAGAUACCUUGAGACUGAGCGCACUAGAAGAUCCCCUCGAUUUGUGGAUCCGGAGGGUCUUGAUGAUGGCAUGGGUUAUGACAGGAAAGGUAACAGACCAACAGCUAGGAAUGUUCCUUUUGAACAUAGGUUUCAAGAAGUAGGACCUGAAUCAGGACUACCUGGAAAUAUAUAUGGACGUCUCAGUCCUUUAAGGGACCGAGGGGGCGAUUUCCAUGAUUUACCCCCGAGGAAUACAUCUCACCAAGGCCCAUUUUAUGAGGAUGAAUGGGAUUUGCCAGAAGAUGCAUUAGUUUAUCAUGGUGCAAAGAAACUGAAGAGCAGUUUAGUUCCUCCUGAACCGGAGCUUCCAGAGUAUCCUUUCUCUGAAUCUGAACAAGUGAAACACAUUGUCUCUAGACCACCUGAGUUUUCCCACCACGGGAUGGUUGAUAACAAUUUAGGACAUCUUGGGUAUCAUAACCAUAAUCAGCUCCCUGAUCUACCUGUCAAAAUCACUCAACCAUAUGGCAAUCCCCGCAAUGCAGCUUAUGAUUCUUUCCAGACUAGUUCAGUUCCAUUGCCUCAAAAUCCUACUGAAUGGAAGAAAUCAACUCCUGAACCUGCAAUUGGAGAGUGGAAAUGGGAAGGUGUUAUAGCAAAGGGAGGGACAGCAAUCUGUCGUGCUCGUUGCUUUCCUGUUGGGAAAGUACUAGACAUGAUAUUGCCAGAGUUCUUAGACUGCACUGCCAGGACUAGCUUAGAUAUGCUAUCGAAACAUUACUAUCAAGCAGCUAGCUCAUGGGUUGUAUUCUUUGUUCCUGAAAGUGAUGCUGACAUGGGAUUUUACAAUGAAUUCAUGAACUAUUUAGGAGAGAAACAACGUGCUGCGGUGGCUAAACUUGAUGACAAAACCACCUUGUUUCUUGUACCCCCCUCAGAUUUCUCCGAGAAAAUACUUAAAGUACCUGGAAAACUGAGUAUUUCUGGUGUCAUCUUGAGGUUAGAACAAUCAUCUUCUAGUGUCGAGGCUCUUCCACCUCCACCGCCGCUGCCUCAACCUCAACUUGCGAGGCCUGAUCCAUAUUUAGUGUCUUCUUUUGGAGAAGCUUCAAGAACAUCAUUUGCAUCACCUUCUGGACCCCACCCACCACCGGGUCAACCUUUUUCAAAUCUUGGUAAACCUGUAGUUAGUACAUCUUUACAGGGGUUACCUCCUGCCCCAAUACCAUUUCAUGUUGAAAACACACAAGACCAUGUUUACCAGAAUCAACUCUCAGCUAGUAGAAAUCCGGCACAAUCAAGAAGUGGUGGCGAUUUCAUGGUUCCACCUGCAAAUGAUUCAAGCAAUUAUAGAACUCAAAAUCCUCCAUUGCCACAAUAUGGUCAUCAGGAAGCCGGUGGCAUUCAACAAGAUCAACUUGCACAAUUAGUAUCUUAUCUUGGGAACGCAAGGCAACAAGGAACUGGUGUUUCAAUGGGAGAAGAGUUUAGGCAAUCUAGCAAUACAAUGAUUUCUGAUAAUGGUUAUAGAAUGUCGCAAACACUUCCUUCACCAAGUAUGCAUUCUGAGCAGCAUCCAUCAUCACAGUACCGUCAAAUGCAGCCACAGUUUCAGCAGCAACAAGUAUCAAACGUAGGACUGGCUCCAAGUGGUCAAGGAAACACACAGGAAGAAACGGAUACAGAUCCACAGAAACGGUUACAGGUGACAUUAGAGUUGGCUGCUACUCUUCUCAAGCAGAUUCAACAAGGGAAAACUUAAAACAAGACUAGUUAAUUAGAUAAAAACAUAGCAUAUUGCAUGUGAAUCUUUAUAUUUGUUUUGUUUAAUAGUUCACUAAUAUUGUCUUGGAAGUAUUUUCAGUGAGUUAUGAUCUAUUUGCAGUUUAAUGUUUGGUCA